Molecule: messenger RNA, 2628 nt
Organism: Mus pahari (shrew mouse)
Lineage: Eukaryota; Metazoa; Chordata; Mammalia; Rodentia; Muridae
Gene: Chrm4
Product: cholinergic receptor muscarinic 4
Exons: 2
Coding region: 92-1531 (479 amino acids)
Biological process (GO): chemical synaptic transmission; regulation of locomotion; G protein-coupled receptor signaling pathway, coupled to cyclic nucleotide second messenger
Cellular component (GO): plasma membrane; dendrite; synapse
Molecular function (GO): G protein-coupled acetylcholine receptor activity; G protein-coupled serotonin receptor activity
Source: RefSeq, a predicted model, not a curated record
GGGCCUCUGGCUAGUUCCGCCGUCUGUCCGGCGCCAGCGGAGCAAGACAGAAGCAGCGGCCGCUGCCCACCUGUCUCCAGUUGGGUUCAGCAUGGCGAACUUCACACCUGUCAAUGGCAGCUCAGCCAAUCAGUCUGUGCGCCUGGUCACAACAGCCCACAACCACCUGGAGACAGUGGAGAUGGUGUUCAUUGCGACAGUGACUGGUUCCCUGAGCCUGGUGACUGUGGUGGGUAACAUCCUGGUGAUGCUGUCCAUCAAGGUCAACAGGCAGUUGCAGACGGUCAACAACUACUUCCUGUUCAGCCUGGCCUGUGCAGAUCUCAUCAUAGGGGCGUUCUCUAUGAACCUCUACACCUUAUACAUCAUCAAGGGCUACUGGCCCCUGGGUGCCGUGGUCUGUGACCUGUGGCUGGCCCUGGACUAUGUGGUGAGCAAUGCCUCUGUCAUGAACCUUCUCAUCAUCAGUUUUGACCGCUACUUCUGCGUCACCAAGCCCCUCACCUACCCCGCCCGCCGCACUACUAAGAUGGCUGGCCUCAUGAUUGCAGCCGCCUGGGUCUUGUCCUUUGUGCUCUGGGCCCCUGCCAUCUUGUUCUGGCAGUUUGUGGUGGGCAAGAGGACAGUGCCCGAUAACCAGUGCUUCAUCCAGUUCUUGUCCAACCCGGCGGUGACCUUUGGCACAGCCAUUGCUGCCUUCUACCUGCCUGUGGUCAUCAUGACGGUGCUGUAUAUUCACAUCUCGCUGGCGAGCCGCAGCCGCGUUCACAAGCAUCGACCCGAGGGCCCCAAGGAGAAGAAGGCCAAGACUCUGGCUUUCCUCAAGAGCCCUCUGAUGAAGCCGAGCAUUAAGAAACCUCCACCAGGGGGCGCUUCUCGAGAGGAACUGCGCAAUGGGAAGCUAGAAGAGGCUCCUCCGCCAGCCCUGCCCCCGCCUCCACGCCCAGUGCCUGACAAGGACACUUCCAAUGAGUCCAGCUCGGGCAGUGCCACCCAGAACACCAAGGAACGGCCACCCACAGAGCUGUCCACCACAGAGGCCACCACUACACCAGCGCUGCCCGCCCCUACCCUGCAGCCACGAACCCUCAACCCAGCCUCCAAGUGGUCCAAGAUUCAAAUUGUGACAAAGCAGACAGGCAGUGAAUGUGUGACGGCCAUCGAGAUCGUACCUGCCACGCCAGCUGGUAUGCGCCCAGCAGCCAAUGUGGCCCGAAAGUUUGCCAGCAUUGCUCGUAACCAGGUGCGCAAGAAGCGGCAGAUGGCUGCCCGGGAGCGCAAAGUGACUCGGACAAUCUUUGCCAUUCUGCUGGCCUUCAUCCUCACCUGGACACCCUACAAUGUCAUGGUCCUGGUGAACACCUUUUGCCAGAGCUGUAUCCCCGACAGGGUGUGGUCCAUCGGCUACUGGCUCUGCUACGUCAACAGCACGAUCAACCCUGCCUGCUAUGCACUCUGCAAUGCCACUUUCAAAAAGACCUUCCGGCACCUUUUGCUGUGCCAGUAUCGGAACAUCGGCACAGCCAGGUAGACCGGCAGGUGCCCUAGGAGGUGCUGGUGUCAUGAGUGUGUACCGGGGAACCACAUGGCUCACCGGCUGUGGAGGAGAGAGUAGGCGGCCCCACUCUGAGUUCGCAUCUGCUGAAGAGAACAGGUCUCCCAGACACCAUGAGGUACAAGAGGCUCCCGCUGGGAUGGGAGAGCAGAUCUCUACUGAAGCCUAGGAGGCUUAGUCCAGGGACGGUCUGAACUGGCACCACCUGGCCCAUAUCUUACCUUGCCUCAGGAAGAUGGGGGACGAUGGCUGGAGUGGGCAGCGGCUCUUUCAAAGCCAACCAUCGGUGGAGGUGGAUGAAUAGAGCAGAGCCCGGGAGCAUCUUGAGAGGAGCAAAAGGAGCCAGGCUUGCAAGGGUGGGGUCCCCCGUUGUGCUGUAAUCGGUGCUUUCCGCCUUCUUGCGUCCUCCCCCCCCCCCUUGCAUGUAGGCUCAGCCCUUCCCCUGCCCCCAAGUCCCACUCCAAGGUGAGGGACUUCCCUGCCACUGUUGCUCAGCCAGGCUCUGGGUGGGAAGCCAAGCCCUUUGGCACUCCCCUGGCCAGCAGUCAUCUGGAUGGGGCAACUGGGAGGCCAUGCUAAGCUAAGAUACAGACUCCAGGGGACUGAGUCAAUUAGUGGUGGACCUUACUGUCAAAUUGUUAAGAGCCUACCCCCCCCCCAGGUCACACAUCAAAUGGACAGCAGUGGGCAGUGUUCCUCUCUACCUCUGCACGGAGGGAGGUAUGGGUCCAAGGGGGGAAAGGUGGUGGUGGGGAACUUGGCGAUCCAUAUAGCCUUCAGUGGAGGAUGACACAAGCAAGCACCCUCAUCGAUCCCCAAUGAGAAAAUUCCAGACUGGCGGUAGCCUGGACCAGAGACUCUUGACUAGCUGGGAUAGAGUUCAAGUGAGUCACCUAGGUCCCCUUCCCUAACCCCAGCCCUGUGGGUCCCUGGGAAGGAUGACACCCAAGGGGGCCCUGGGAGACACUUUUGUAAAUGUUCUGCUCUUUUCCACGAGCUGUAGGGAGCACUUCCUGCAUAGCCCUCAGCUCCCCUCAGUUCAUCUUUCCCCAUCCUCCCCCCCCCCCCACACA